Molecule: messenger RNA, 1605 nt
Organism: Yamadazyma tenuis ATCC 10573
Lineage: Eukaryota; Fungi; Ascomycota; Pichiomycetes; Serinales; Debaryomycetaceae
Source: RefSeq, a predicted model, not a curated record
AUGUUGUUGUCCCCCAUAACUUCUAUCGAGUCCUACAACCAAACCAUCUCCAAAGCCCUCAUUCCAGAUGAAUCCGAUGCUCGCCGGUUGACUAGCAUUAAUGACCUUCCACUCGAGAUUUUGAUGAAGAUCAUAGGAUACGUGUAUUUUGAUUCCGAUAACUUCGACUCCAUCUACAAGCUUUUGGAAAGUUUUACCAAGUUGGGCUUGGUGUCGAAGUUGUUCCACUUGUUGAGUGUCAAGUACCUUUACAAAUAUGCUGCUUUCAACAGACCGCACGCAUUUCACAAGUUCUUGAUAAACUUGCAAAACAACCCCAACUUGGGCAAAUACGUUCAGUUUGUGGACUUUGAAACAUUCACGUCCAUUGGAUUGGGAAGAACCGGCAAGAUGAACCAGGAAAUCCAAAUGGUGACCUCCAGAACCAUCUUCACCAGUUUGACCAAAACCCCAAAUUUGAUUGAGUUUUUAGCCAGUGAGAACAUCCAAGACGAUAUGAACGUCGAUGUUUUGAAUUACUUGUUCAACGAGCUUCCCAAUUUACAAAGCUUGGACUUUUGUGGAGCUUCGUCCAAGGCGUUCUACGAGGCAUUCCGUGGCUUGACGAUUGAUAAACCAUUGAAGAAAUUGUUCAAAGUCUCCUUUCAUGAUUGUUCUAACUUAUCAGUGGAUAUCUUUGAAAAGAUCUUGCCACAUUUAGUGAACUUAAGAAGAUUGGACUUGACCCAUACUUCAGUAAACUCGAGCUUAUUGUUGAAUUACUUGCCAAAUUCUUGCAAUUUAACCCACUUAUCGUUAUCAAGAUGCUCCAAAUUGACUACAAGAGAUUUGAUCAACUUUUUAGUGAACCACCCAUCGGUAGCAAAUAAUCAGUUACAAUGGCUCAACUUGUCCGUUGAUUCCAAUGUGGUUACUCCUUUAAACUCGAAUUACUUGUUCUUUACCUUGAAGCACAUGAAUGCUUCUAACUUGCAGUACCUCAAUUUGAAAGGUUUGCCCAUCACAGAAAAACUCUUGACUUUGAUCAACAUGAAAUUUCAGAACUUGAAGACCUUGUCCAUUGCAUUUUCCUCCAUCGAUUUCGAAUUUUUGUUUGAAUUCCUUCUCAGUACCCCAUGUUUAGCCCACAUCGAUUUAACCGGCUGCAAAUUAACCAAAGCGCAAAUUUUGCAGCUCAUCACCAUUCCUCAUUUAAGCUCACUUGAGUGUGAAUCCCAAACCCUAAAGGAUUUGACCAACAAUGAGAGCCAGUUUAUAAGAAGAGAUUCUUUGGUAUGGAGAUUCCAUGACAAUAAUGGUAGAAGAGCCUGGAUUUAUAGAUUGGAAUCCACUGAUGACCAAUACAAACAAAUUCAGCAAUUUGGUAAGAUUUUAAAUUUGAAUCUAACGUAUUACGAUUUAAAUACUGGAGAGAAAAUUGUCACCAAGAACUUGAGACCAAGAUUCUUGAAAUAUGUCGGUAAAAAAAUCAAUUGCUCGGUUGGUUUCCAAAACCUCCAAUGCUGUAAACAUAAGAAAUACUUGAACAACUCCUACGAUGAAGACGUGUGGCCAGGAAAGUUCUGUGAGACUGGCAUCUAUAACUAUUACUCCUUGAACAUAUAA